CUGCCCGCGGAAGGGAGCUUUAAAACUCCCCGCCCUGAGCCAUUCGGCGGGGAGAGGUCACUGGGCACCGAGCCGCGGCGCUUCAAGGACAAGGCGGCCCCGGGCUCUGCCACCCUGCCCAGCUUAAGGACUCAGAGCGCGCAGGGGCUGGUUUGCAGCCUGCCCGGGCUCUGACAUCAGGGGAUCGGGAGGCGGCUCGCGUGGAGUCAGCCCAGCCCAGCUCGGAGGGGCGGCGGGUGAGCGCCGAGCAGCAGGGACGAGCCGGGGCAGCGGGUCUCCAUGCACCUGCCCGGCUCCCCUCUGAGCAUGGCGGACGGGAGCUUCUCUCUCUCGGCCCACCUGGGCAGGAGCCCCGGCGGCCCCCCGUCCCGGCUGCACAGCAUCGAGGCCAUCCUGGGCUUCCCCAAGGAGGACGGGCUGCUGGGCGCCUUCCAGCCCGUGGGCAGCCCGCGGGCCCUGAAGGAGGCGGACAAGCGGAGCCCCCGGCCCUGCUACCCCAAAAUGCCCGGGGAGCCGCCGGAGGAGCUGGAGAGCGGGGCCGAGGAGUACGAAGAGCCCGGCUGCCUCCAGCCCCCGCAGGAGCGGCUCAGCCCGCCGCGGCCGGACGCCAAGCUGGCGGACGAGGAGCAGCCCAAGAAGAAGCACCGGCGCAACCGCACCACCUUCACCACCUACCAGCUGCACGAGCUGGAGCGGGCCUUCGAGAAGUCGCACUACCCGGACGUGUACAGCCGCGAGGAGCUGGCCCUCAAGGUCAACCUGCCCGAAGUGCGCGUGCAGGUGUGGUUCCAGAACCGGAGAGCCAAAUGGAGAAGGCAAGAGAAACUGGAAGUCACUUCAAUGAAGCUGCAGGACUCCCCUAUACUCUCCUUCAGCCGAUCCCCCCAGCCCUCCGCCCUGGGCACCAUCAACAGCAAUUUACCGCUGGAGUCUUGGCUCACUCCACCGCUGGCUAACAGCACCCCUCUGCAGACUCUGCCCGGCUUCGUGGCUUCCCCCCAAAGCCUGCCCAGCAGCUACACCCCUCCACCUUUCCUGAAUUCGCCGCCACCCAUCAGCCACACCUUGCAGCCCCUGGGGACAAUGGGGCCUCCCCCGCCCUACCAGUGCGGGACCAAUUUUGUGGACAAAUUCCCCUUGGAAGAGACGGAUCCUAGGAACACCAGCAUAGCUGCGUUACGGCUGAAAGCAAAGGAGCAUAUUCAGUCCAUUGGGAAACCGUGGCAGACAAUCUGAAGGGACACGCAGAGAUCCAUCUCCCCACCCACCCCAGAACAACAGAGGACCCUACUAGCAUGGCUGGUACCUUUUGAUAAAAAGAUCCCCCCAGGAAAAUAAGUCGCCGAUCAUAGAUAGACGCCUCUGCAGUAGGCAUGUAAUCGAGAGGACGGAGCAGCCUCCUAGCACAAGCUGCUCACAUCCCAGAUGGAGCUAAGCACUAAAGAAACGCGUUUAGGUCCCAGUAGCCUCCCGCCCCUGAAGUUGCUUUGUUUGUAUUUUUUGUGUCCCCUUUAUAUCCCUGUGCAGAUUAGGGUUUGAUUCUAGUUUAAAGAUCUAACAAUUUGAUAUUACGUGUUGGCUGGACACUUUAUAUUAACACUACAGUAGGGGCAGAGAAAUGUGUAGUCGUCGGGGGUUUUGUACCAUUAAAGAAGGACGAUUUUAAGACCCUGCCUUGUACUUGUUGAUUCCGAAUGGAUCUCUACUGAAUACGAUCAGAAGCUAGUGUGUCUUCUGUUGCUUUUCCAUGUGUUAGUACACAGCCUAAAUGUAUGGUCUCGUUAACCCCCGGGCCGGGUCAGGAAGGGGCAGUGUCCGGCCCCGGAUGGAGAACCACUGUCUUAGGCUAUUCUGCUCCACAAUUAGAGAGGAAAACACAGCGUGGUGGUAACGAAGUAGCACACAGCUAGGCGUGUUCCAGGUCCCUUUCCAGUGAACUGUGUGUCGCUGUCACGCAGACAACUAAGUUAAUAGACGGGUAUUUGUGUGACAACCACCCAGGUUAAAACAGCUCUAAGUAACAGACGAGGCUCCUCUGUUUACAUUCUCAUUACCUUUCUCUUUCCCCCUCCCCCU
Mauremys reevesii (Reeves's turtle) is the source of this 2076-nucleotide messenger RNA. It is a transcript of the gene RAX, whose product is annotated as retina and anterior neural fold homeobox. The transcript is spliced from 3 exons. Lineage: Eukaryota; Metazoa; Chordata; Testudines; Geoemydidae. Bases 280 to 1236 code for a protein of 318 amino acids. The record is from RefSeq and is a predicted model, not a curated record. Gene Ontology annotation, biological process: positive regulation of transcription by RNA polymerase II. Gene Ontology annotation, molecular function: RNA polymerase II cis-regulatory region sequence-specific DNA binding; DNA-binding transcription factor activity, RNA polymerase II-specific.